GAGGAUAGAGGUAGUGGCGGUAAGGACAAGCCUAGGGUUCCCACAGCUGAGCCGAAGUACUCUAAGGCGGCGCGGAGAUUUUACAAUGAGCGAUUCCGUGAGCCUCCGCAGCGGCUCGCGAAAGUGCUGGCGGCUGCCGGAGUGGCUUGAUGGCAUCUAGGAGAAGUAGCGAGGAGCUGAUUUUUCAAGGGAAGGUGACUGUAAACGGCUCCGUUUGCAACACACCGCAGACUAGAGUAGAUCCUGCUAAAGAUAUUAUUUACGUUAAUGGAGGCCGUCUGGCGAAGAAGCUUCCUCCUAAGGUCUAUUUUGCCCUGAACAAGCCAAAAGGUUAUAUAUGCUCAGCAGGAGAGAAAGAGACGAAGUCUGCACUCUCUCUGUUUGAUGAUUUUAUGAAGACCUGGACUAAAAGGAACCCUGGAACACCAAAGCCUAGACUUUUUACGGUUGGCCGCCUUGAUGUUAACACAACUGGGUUAAUUAUAGUGACAAAUGAUGGUGAGUUUGCCAAUCAGAUUUCACAUCCUUCGUCCAAUUUAUCCAAGGAAUACAUUGCAUCUAUUAGUGGUGCGGUCAGUAAGCGGCAAUUGAUUGCCAUUAGUGAGGGAGCAGUUGUAGAAGGUGUCCAUUGUACCCCUGAUCUGGUGGAGUUGCUACCACGACAGCCAGAUAUUCCGAGAGCUCGGCUUCGCAUUGUGGUUCACGAAGGAAGAAAUCACGAAGUGAGAGAACUUGUAAAAAAUGCUGGACUUCAGAUGCAUUCCCUGAAGCGUGUGCGUAUAGGCGCUUUCAGGCUUCCAACAGAUCUUGGACUGGGCAAGCAUCAAGAACUAAAUGCAGCUAGUUUGAGAGCACUCGGCUGGAAGACCUAAAGACGUUGCUCACGAAUGGCGAUACGAAGAUGACAUUAUCAAUCCAGUCACCACGUAGAGUCUAUGCUUGUUUGAAAUCAAGAAUUUUUUUACCAGAGAAGGUCGAUUUUAAAGGGAAUGUGCUGGUAGAAUUUAAAAUCAGUUUUUCUGUCUUGUAUAGUUUACUGCACUUGCAUUGCAGAAAUGUUGCAGUGUCAAACCACGACUGCCACGUUAGAUAGGGUUGUAAAUGAGUCGAGCUAUUUCGUUCGGUGAUGUUCAGUUGCUCAAAAUUAACUUGUCACGUGAUAGUGCGAGAUUGAAUCAAUCUAUGAUUACCCGAUAAUAAUUUUGUUA
This is a messenger RNA of Salvia splendens (bonfire salvia), 1208 nucleotides long. RefSeq names its product putative ribosomal large subunit pseudouridine synthase SVR1, chloroplastic. Lineage: Eukaryota; Viridiplantae; Streptophyta; Magnoliopsida; Lamiales; Lamiaceae. Bases 150 to 872 code for a protein of 240 amino acids. The transcript is spliced from 10 exons. Gene Ontology annotation, biological process: maturation of LSU-rRNA from tetracistronic rRNA transcript (SSU-rRNA, LSU-rRNA, 4.5S-rRNA, 5S-rRNA); maturation of SSU-rRNA from tetracistronic rRNA transcript (SSU-rRNA, LSU-rRNA, 4.5S-rRNA, 5S-rRNA); plastid translation. Gene Ontology annotation, molecular function: RNA binding; pseudouridine synthase activity. Gene Ontology annotation, cellular component: chloroplast. The record is from RefSeq and is a predicted model, not a curated record.